Momordica charantia (bitter melon) is the source of this 1704-nucleotide messenger RNA. RefSeq names its product ninja-family protein AFP3. Gene Ontology annotation, cellular component: nucleus. The record is from RefSeq and is a predicted model, not a curated record. Lineage: Eukaryota; Viridiplantae; Streptophyta; Magnoliopsida; Cucurbitales; Cucurbitaceae. Gene Ontology annotation, biological process: signal transduction; negative regulation of DNA-templated transcription.
GGGAGUGGGGCGUGGGGAUAGGGAAGGAAGGUGGAGUGAAAAUUACGUAAGAGUGGGAAGAGGAGGAGGCAGGAGGUGGCAGAAAGAGAGAAAUUGGAGAGGGCGAGGAUUAGGGCUUAGUUGCAGGUGGUGGGAGUGGAUGAUUGGAGCUCCCACCUGCAACUUGAAACCCAAUUCUCUGUAACCCCCUCACCACUGAUCACCACGUGGACUUCUCCCAUUUCCCCCUCCAUGAAACCUCCACCCAUUUCAUUUUCUUCUUCUUUACUUAUUUCCACACUCCAUCCCUCCCUCUUCAUUCCUCUUCUUCCCUCCUUCUUCUAACGCUUCCUCUCGUUUUUUGUUUUUGUUUUUGUUUUUUCCCAUGUGGGUUUCCCCUUCAAUUCUGUUUCGCGUUUGUGGGUAGCCCCGAAAUCGCGUUUCACGCCCGUUUCUCUUUUGAUUUCUACUCUCUGCGGCACCGAUUUCUGCUUGUUUACUUCAAUGGGCGAACCAAUCGGCGGAUGCGCGGAUGACCUUCUGCUCAGACUCUCUCCGGAGAUCAACACACAAACCCAGCUCUCUGUUUCUGAACCGCCGGACCUUACUCUUAGGCUCUCUCUCGGCGGAAUUUACUGUGGGAAAUCCAAGGAAAAUUCCUUGACUCGGUCCUCUUCUGUUAUCGGGGUGAUUUCUCAGAACGCGGAAGCGUGGAAAUGGGAUGUGCAGGCCGCCGCGCAGCCGGGUUCGUUUCUUUCGUUGGCGAGAUCUUGCUCUCUUCCGGCGGAGACUGAGCAUCUGGGUCGGAUUAAACUCAAGGAGCUGCAGUUGAUGAGAAGGAUGGAGGCUAAGAAGAGGCUGGCGGAGCAGAGAAGCGGCAGAGCGGCUGCGGCGGAGGAUGAUAAAUCCGCGGCCACCGCUGCUGCACCGCCGUCGCCGUCUGAAGUGGCGGCUUGGGCCGCCGCUUCUGCAGCAAAAAGCCCUGCUCUAUGUCGUGCAAUUGAUAAGAUCAAAUCCAACCAAGGAAGCCUUUCACAGAGUUAUACAGUUGAAGGACAUGGAAGUCUGGGAUCAUCAUCAAAGGGAUCAUUCAGUUCCCAAUCUUCACUGGAGUCAAAUGACAGAGGGCCAGUAGUGAGCUCACAAACAAUGGCAUCGAGAAAAACCGAUAAACCGCCGACAAAUGCGGCGAAAAAGGCUAGAGUUUGCAAGGGAGUGAUGGAAGGGGAUGGAGGGAUGGACGUGAUGAGGACGAUGCCGAGCGUAUCGACAGUCGGGGACGGGCCAAACGGGAGGAAGGUAGAAGGGUUUUUGUACAAGUACAUGAAGGGGCAAGUGUGCAUAGUGUGUGUGUGCCAUGGGAGCUUUCUUACACCAGCAGAGUUUGUGAAACAUGCUGGUGGGAGGGAGGUGGCUAACCCCAUGAAGCACAUCCAUGUCUGCUGUACCUCAUUUUCCUUGUAAUGGGAAACAGAUGCCUAUUGAAUUUGGAAAGUGUUCUUCUCAUUUUGCCCUCUCUCCUGUUUGGUUUUAGGGAGAAUGAAAAGAAAACACCAACAACAAUCAGGAUCCCCCCAUGAUCUUAAUGAGAUUAUUGCUGUUAUUGUCACCUUCAUUUCAUGUUUCAUAUGGAAUAAUUCUUGAUGCUGCUGGUCCAAAUUAUCUCGGCAGGUUAACCACCUCAAGGGGCAAUCUAGUUGGCAAGGACUUGGGAUCUUUUGAUUA